Messenger RNA from Bicyclus anynana (squinting bush brown), 2460 nucleotides. RefSeq names its product protein C10. Gene Ontology annotation, molecular function: hexosyltransferase activity; UDP-glycosyltransferase activity. The coding region runs from base 197 to 1231 and encodes 344 amino acids. Gene Ontology annotation, cellular component: membrane. Gene Ontology annotation, biological process: post-embryonic development. NCBI's taxonomy places the organism in Eukaryota, Metazoa, Arthropoda, Insecta, Lepidoptera, Nymphalidae. The record is from RefSeq and is a predicted model, not a curated record. The transcript is spliced from 2 exons.
GCAUUGUCCAAUUCACACAGCUGGUCCGUGACAUGGAGAGUCAGGACAAUGAAGUAGCUCGUCUGCACAACCAGAUCCGCAGUCACUAUCUGCCUCCCGUGUCCAUCAGUUCCACUGUGGACACUUCUCUGUAAGCUGCAGACAGCAGUUACCCCAGUGAUAUAAGAAUCUCAAGUGAAAUAGACAAUUUAAAACAAUGAGGAAAAGAAGAGUCUACUUGUACUGUGUGUGUGCGUGUGUCCUUGUGUAUAUGUACAACUUCUUAGGUGUGAGUGACUACGUCUUCUCCAAGAGUUACGACGAUAAUUUCGACUACCCGCUUAAUAUUGACGUAAGGCCUUUGGUUAAUGAAAUCCUUAAUGGGAAAAAGCCGAGCGUUGCACCGAUAAAUGUGUAUCCGUACAGGUUUUUGACUAAUUCCGGAAAAUGUUCAACAUUGGAUAGGUUAGAUCUAUUCAUAGUCGUAAAAUCUGCUAUGGACAACUUUGGGAAACGGAACGCUGUACGACAAACGUACGGACAAGAGAACCACAUACCGGGGAGAAUUGUUAGGGUUCUAUUCUUUUUGGGCAUUGAAGAUCCUAAGUCGAUCACCCAAGUGAGGGUAGAACGGGAAAUGGCUGACCAUAAGGACAUUAUACAAGUUGAUUUUCAAGAUAGCUACUACAACAAUACAAUAAAGACAAUGAUGGCGUUCCGUUGGCUGUACGAACACUGUUCCACUGCUGACUUCUACUUGUUCUCCGAUGAUGACAUGUAUGUGUCUGUCAACAAUUUGUUAGACUAUGUCCACGAUAAUCCCACUUCUGAAACUACGAAUGAGAUAGAUAAAAGCAAAAAUAAAGGGAAUGGGAGAGAUAGCAUCCUGUUUGCCGGCUACGUGUUCAAUUCAGCACCUCAGCGUUUUAGUUGGAGCAAAUGGAGGGUCUCCUUGCAAGAGUAUCCUUGGAACAAGUGGCCACCGUACGUCACUGCAGGUGCUUUUGUCCUUUCAAACCGUUGUAUGAAGAUGUUUUACGUGGGUAGUUUGUUUGUGAAAAGUUUUAGAUUCGACGACAUCUAUUUGGGUAUAGUCGCCAAAAAGUUGGGGGUUACCCCUACACACUGUCCGAAGUUCCAUUUCUAUAAGAAACACUAUAGUCUGAGUGGGUACAAAGAUGUGAUAGCGUCCCAUGGAUUUGGUGAUCCGGAGGAGUUGUAUAGAGUUUGGAAUGAACUGAAUCCUUAUUAGAAAGUAAAUUGUCUUUAUCUUUAUUGAUUACCCUGUUGACAGGAUUUAGAUUUCAAAUUAGGCAGCUAUUAUAAAAAAUCAGCUCUGUGUAUAUUGUUCAAUUAGUCAAAUACAAAAUCCUUUAUUACAAGUAGACAUAAAUGCCAAUUUGAAUCUGCUUUAGCAUUGUAAAUAUUGUUGUGCUCAUAUAAAAGCUCAUUAAAUUACUUAAUUACUAUAGCUUUAUUUAUGAUUUUUAUCCUUAGAUUAAAUUAAAAUCAUAAUGAUUCUUGAAAACCUGGUCAAGUCGGAAACUGAAAACUAAUAAUACCAUUAUUAAUAGUGAAUUUGUGAAAAGUCUAUCGAAAGAAUUUUGCACUAGUGUCCCUAAAUUUACACCAUGACAUGACCUCGCUGGAAAAAAGUGACAGUAAUGAUGACAGAGUGAAAAAACAUAACCCUUCUUGCUGUCAGGUAAUAAAAGGACCUUUCAAUUAAUGAAUAAAGGGACAAAACUCAUCGCCUCGGACACAAACCGACUCCGUAUCGCCUCGCCGUCCCGCUGCGCUUGCAACUUGACGUUUACUUUACUUAUGAUAUUUCUUGGGGUCCGAGAGAGAGCUGAUAAACAUUUUUGGAUAGGUAUUUGAGUCAAAUUGAAAACUUGUCGUGUAACGUUCCUGUGCUAACCUAACACAAAAUUGGACUCCUAACUGGAGCAGUAGCAAGAAUUAUUAUUUUUGCCUAAUGAAAAUUUAUCCUUGGAUAUGAAAUUUUAUACGAAAAACACUGAACGGCUCGAGACUAUUCCUAUAUUGGAGCCGGUCCGUGUCUGUGGUGUUAUAUUGAGUUUUGAGCUUAAAACAUUUAAUUUAAUCUUCCUCUGUCAUAUCCCCAUGUACCGAACAGACUCAGUUGCCCGACUUCAUCUCACUCGCAAUCGAUAUACCUAAUUAAAAAUAAUUUAUAAGUAGUUGUUAAGGUGUAACCCGUUAUUUUCUUCACUAUUUUAAUUUUUCAACAAUAGUAAUAUUAUAUUGUAUGUAACUACCUACUUAUAUUCAAAGGCAAAGUUGUAUUAAAUAUUUUUAAACAUUCAUAGAGUUUCUUGAAAUAUGGAAGGCCUAAAAUACAUAUUACCUACAUAAUACUGAUUAUUAUAACUACUUUAGAAUUUAGACAUUUUCAUAAUUACAAUUUUGUGAUUUAUGCAGUGAUCUUAUUAGUAAGAAUAAAACAAAAUGAUAAAA